This is a messenger RNA of Serpula lacrymans var. lacrymans S7.9, 519 nucleotides long. RefSeq lists its product as uncharacterized. The record is from RefSeq and is a predicted model, not a curated record. Bases 1 to 519 code for a protein of 172 amino acids. NCBI's taxonomy places the organism in Eukaryota, Fungi, Basidiomycota, Agaricomycetes, Boletales, Serpulaceae. The transcript has a single exon.
AUGCCUCAGCCAUUAGCUGGACCUGCAUACCCUCAAUUGCAGCCCCCUUUUCAAAUGUGGCAGGGUAACCAGUUGCUUGCUACCCAUGGUGUUGACUACAAUGAAAGGCUAUUAGAUGGGUUUCAAAACCGACAUGCAGAAUGGGUUAAUCAACAGCGUAAUAGACUACGGAGGCAGGAGCAGGCUGAGGAUGAGAUAAUUCAACACCAGGAAGCAAUACAGCUCCAAAGGCAGGAACAGCAGUUGGCUGAGGAUCACCAGGAAAGAGAAAUUGAGCGUCAGGAGGCAAUUAGACUACAGGUACAGCAGCAUUCUCAGCAUGCUGAUCUGUGUUAUGAAGAGCUACAAGCUCAGCAACUCAUUAGAAUCCAAAGAGCUGCUCAAGAAGAGCUUGAAAGGAGGGAAGAUGAGCUAGCAGAUCAGGCUCACAGGGCUGCCAGGGAUGCUGUAGACCGAGGCAAGGACUUAAAUGAACUGGUAGCUGCCAGAAAUGCACUAAAGAUGCUAAGGCCUCAAUGA